Pollicipes pollicipes is the source of this 685-nucleotide messenger RNA. RefSeq lists its product as uncharacterized. The transcript has 2 exons. The coding region runs from base 28 to 498 and encodes 156 amino acids. The record is from RefSeq and is a predicted model, not a curated record. Lineage: Eukaryota; Metazoa; Arthropoda; Thecostraca; Pollicipedomorpha; Pollicipedidae.
CACUGCCUGCCGCUCUGGCUGCUCUACAUGGAGCUGGAGCUGCGCACCGGCGGCGCGGAGCUGGAGGCCAUCUGCUACCGCGCAGUACAGGCGUGCCCCUGGUCCAAGCAUGCGCACCUGUACCUGGCCGGCCGCCAGCUGGCGCGCGCCUGCGACCUGAUGUCGCGCGCCGGCCUCCGCCUGCGCCUGCCGCUAGAGGAGCUUGAUCUCCUGCUGGAAGAAGAGCCGGAGCUAGCGGCGGAGAGAGCCGCCGAGGAAUCGGAGAGAGCCGCAGAGCUGGCGGAUAGAGCGCUACGCACGGAGGGAGGGCGGACGGGGACGGCGAAAGCCAGCCGCUCGGACCUGGAGACGGACGGCGACUCCGAGUCGGCGGACGGAGAAUCGCUGUCGGUGAGCGACAGUGACUCUGAGUCGUUGAAGAGUCAUGAUUCGGCGAGAGGUGGCGAGUCGGAUGUGGGCGAGGGAAGCGUCGGAGAGCUGGCCCGACUCGAAGACUAAAUGCCUCCGAGUCGGUGGUGACUCAGACACUGACUCACGGCGUGGUGGGUCGGUGUCUGGCGAGAAAGCAUCGGAUGCGCUGCACUGCCUGCGCCGGCCGUCGCAGUGCGCUCUAAGGCAGAGGUACACGCGACGAAUUCGUGGGAACGUGCAAGCCGCUCUCAUCGGUCACUCGGUCACUCGGAAC